CAAGGAUUGAUGAUUUUUUUGCAUUUAUCAAAUAUUUUCUCAUUUAAAAUUAUGAUUAAAGAACAAAGUAGUGAUGACUAAUUUAUAUAUGCGCUAAUCUUCAACCAGUUAUCAGGAAUAAAUAGGUUUAUUUUUUAUUAUUUACAGUCAGUUAAGUAUAGGUUAUCAAAAUAUAUACAGACAUAGAGAAAUCUAAAUUACAAUAAGUAGGAAAUGUUAGUGAAACAAAAAGAAAGUGAUUCAGAAAAAUGUGAGGAAGAAAGGUGAAAUUUUGUUCCUUAUUUUUUUUAUUGUAAAUCAACAUAGUCUUCACGUUUUCCUAUUAGAAUUUGAGAUUAGGUUGUUAAAGAUAUCUUGUUGAAGAUGAGAUUAGUCAAUAAAUUAUUUUGUUUAAUGGUCACACCAUUUUUUAAAGUACUUUCAAAAGUAUACUAUGUAGUAGCCAUUACAGUAUUAAGUUGGGUGAGCCCAAAUUGGUUGUCAUGGAAUAAAUAUUCAGAAAGUAUGUUAAGAGCGCUAGAAAAAAGAAUUUUAAGCAUACUGAAAGUCCCAUACAAAGGAUUUUAUGUAGACAUCGGACCAGUUGUAGGUCCUGCUGACAAGAUAUGGACACUCUCCUUUAACACAGAGUCUCAAAAAACUCCCUUGGUGCUCCUACAUGGCUUGGGAUCAGGCGUUGCGCUGUGGUGCUUGAAUUUCGACGCCUUUGCUAAUACGAGACCAGUAUAUGCUAUAGAUGUAUUAGGAUUUGGUCGUUCGAGUCGUCCUACAUUCAGUCAAUCUAGCAAAGAAGCCGAGAACGAAAUGAUAAGAUCCAUUGAAGAAUGGCGCAAGGAACUGAAAUUAAAAGACUUCAUCCUGUUGGGUCACAGUAUGGGGGGCUUCUUAGCCGCAUCCUAUUCCAUUUCGUAUCCCAAGAGAGUGAAGCAUCUAAUUCUGGCUGAUCCUUGGGGAUUCCCGGAACGCCCCCGAGAAUACAAUAGUAUUCCCCUUUGGAUCAAAACGGUAGUCUAUGUUCUGAAGCCCUUUAAUCCUCUCGCGGGAAUUCGGGUGGCUGGACCGUUUGGACCAAAGCUGAUCAAUACCAUAAGACCAGACAUUUCAAAGAAGUAUGCAAUAGCACUAGAGGACACCAACGUAAUACCAGAAUAUAUUUAUCAAUGUAAUUGCCAAAAUCCCAGUGGCGAAGGCGCAUAUCACGCCAUGAUGGCCGAUUUUGGAUGGGCGAAAAAUCCAAUGGUUAGACGGAUCGACCAGCUCAGACAAAACUUACCAAUUACUCUCUUAUAUGGAUCUCGGUCGUGGGUGGACCAUUCAGCAGGCGAAAUUCUCAAAGAAAAACGACUCAACUCCGUCUUCAAAUUACAAGUGGUAUCAGGUGCUGGCCAUUACGUUUACGCCGACAAACCAGAAGCUUUCAAUCAAAUAGUCCUUGAUGCAUGUGCUUACACCGAUUCCGAAGAAAAACGCCCCUUAGCAUUAGAAUCCGGCAAAAGAGUAGAAUCAGAUGCUCCAGAAAGUGAUAUCAAACAGUGAUUAUUUAAUAUUGUAUUAUAUACAGGAAAUUUAUCUUUAAAAAUAACUAUUUAUUUUAUAUAUCGUGACUUUAAUUAAUUGUAUGAUUAAUGCCUGGAUGCACCAACAGAUCUUAAGCUUAAGACGUGCUUUAAGCUCAGCUUACUAAACAUACGUGUUGCACCAUUGAGUCUUAGAUCAAUUUUCAGCUUGCUACAAUGGAGUGUCAAGUGGAUUGCAUCUUAAACUUCGUCUCAUAGAGAUAAAAGUAUAAAAUGAUGGAUGUAUAAGCUAAGCUGGACUAAGCUGGAGCUUAAGAUUUGUUGGUGGAGCCAGGCAUAAGUUGUCCUAAAACUGUCAUUGCAGAUCUAUCAGUUUUACGCUAUUGCGGCUAGAGUGUUGUAUAUUCUCUCAAAUAGAAGAAUAGUAAAUAAUACUAAAAAUGAUAAUCAUGUUUAAGGUAGUUAACUUAUUUAUCAUUAUUUUGGACAUUUUAAUUUCUUACAAAACUGGACAAAAUCUCUAUAUUUCGUAUAGAAAUUAUUAUAUCUCUUCCUAGAUGUCUUCACUGACUUUUCUUAUGGUAGUUAAAAAAUAAUCUGAUGUAAUUCCUAAAAUAACGAUUAAUAUUUUAUUGUAUUUUGUUCGUAUAAAAUACAUUAACAAUAAUCUUAGAUUACACUUACUAAGCUUGUAUUAAAAAUCCAAGUAUUUACAAUAAUUUUUAAGUUUUUAAUAAUUAUAAUAGUCAGGGAUGUCAGGUAUAUUUUCACCAUUUACUACUAACAAGCUAAUUUUUCGUGAGUAGCUUCAUUUUGACGAGACGCCCAACUUUUUUCCUACAAUUUCCGUAUGUGGUAGAUUACAAAGAUAGCAGGGAUAGUCCAGUCGGGUUAGACGAAUAACAGGCCUAACCGUGCAUGCCGAGCUGCCCCAAAUUUUAUUUUUCUAAUCUUUAGGGAGGGUCAGUAGUAGUGUAAAUUUAAAAUCUCGACUGAAUUCCGCUGUUACAUUAGCCAUCAUUUUGAUUUUAAAAGGGAACCGUUUUUGCUCAAUAUCUCCGCCAUUUUCAACUUCUCUACAAAAAGUAUGACAACUAAAAUUGUUGAAAAUGUGAUUUCCUAUAAUUUCUUUCAUUACAAUUUUUUCGUGCGGUCGAUAUUUUCUGAGACAUGGCGGAAAAUAGUGACAGUUAGAGCAUAAUUAUUGAAUUAUUUCGUUAUUAUUAAUUUUACGACAAAACUGUACCUAUACAAAAAGGGCAGCUCGGCAUGCAAGGUCAAAUGCUAUCCCGACUAUAGUGUAGGAAACGGAGGUUGGACCUGGCAAAAUUGACAUAAGUCCGGUUUUAUUUUUUUUCUGGUAUAUCAAGGGUACUUAUUAUGAGACUAACUUUUUUUUUAAUUUCGCCCCGGAACCCCCCUUUUUAUCCCUUUAAAAGGAGUAAUUUGUGGUUUUUGCGAAACGUAGCCCUUCCUGUGCGUUUUGCAAAAAAUUUAUUCAAUAGUAAAAUGAAGAGGACUAUAUUUCCUACUAUUUAUUUCCCGACAGUCUAUGUCUAUCACCCACCGUUUAGCGGGGGUGACGCCCCAAAGUUGACAAAUUUUUAAAAAAGAUGUUUUUAAAAAAACUUAUUUUUUCCUAACUAUAAUCAAAAUUAAGAAGAAACUCGGCGGCAAUUGCAAAUUUUUUUAAUUACAGGAUGCUACAUUUUUAAAAACCCCGUUUUAUACCAUCUGAACCGCCUAUGCUAGAGUUAAAAAACUUUCAGCGAUUAUCCAUGUACUAGUGUUAUUUACAAAUUUGUGUAAUGAACCUCCUACACUACUAGGAUGAAAAAUAUAUUGUCUCACAUUGUCUUACAAAUUGUGUGGUACAUUGUCCUGGUCCUACUUUCAAAAGUUGUUAAUGACACAAGACCAUUUUUUUUUAUUAAUAACAGUAGGACAAAGGUAUCACUUGAUAAGUUAGUGUAUUUUUCAUCCAAAUAAAACAAUGUCAUACAAAAAAAAACAGGUAUGUAUCGCUAGUCCGACAAGAAUCAAUAUUAAACAAAAUAAUUCAAUAAUUAUGCUCUAAUUGUCAUUAUUUUCCCCCAUAACCCUGAAAAUAUUGACCGCACGAAAAAAAUUAUUGUAAUGAAAGAAAUUAUAGAAAAUCACAUUUUCAACAAUUUUAGUUAUCAUACUUUUUGUCGAGAAAUUAAAAAUGACGUGUGAGAUAUUGAGCAAAAACGGUUCCCGUUUAAAAUCAAAAUGACGGCUUACGCAACAGCGGAAUUCAGUUGAGAUUUUAAAUUUACACUACUAUUGACUCUCCUAAAGAUAAGAAAAAUAAAAUUUGGGGCAGCUCGGCAUGCAAGGUUAGGCCUGUUAUUCGUCUAACUCGACUGGACUAUCCAUGCUAUCUUUGUUAUCUACUACAUACGGAAAUUGUUGUAAGCAAAAAAGUUGGGCGUCUCGUCAAAAUGAAGCUACUCACGAAAAAUUAGCUUGUUAGUAGUAAAUGGUGAAAAUAGGCCUGGAAUCCCUGACUAUAAUAAGUUUUUAGUGGUUAGAAUAGCAAAAAAUACAUCUGAGAUAUCAGAAAUUACAAACAUUUAAAAUUGUAAAGAUCUCUUUUAUCAUCAGUAGUAUUGACAGGGAUAUAUUGAGGUAGAUACCUUUGAGAUGCAUAUAUACAGACGGAUGCUGAGAAUUCUAUGGGUACAAAAAGUUACUAACAAUGAGGUACUUUGGCGCAUGAGUAAACAAAAUGAAUUAUUAAGAAUUAUCAAAGAAAAAAUGUCAUGUGUUGCGAGUUAAAAGAUAUGAAUUCGUGCAAAUCAUAUUGAAGGUAAAUUACAACUUGAAAAAAACUUGUAAGUCUUUGAGAUGUGGCUAUACAGGCGAAUCCUAAGGAGAUCAUGGACGGACAAGAUAACCAACUAGACCGUACUACGAAGAAUGGGGAAAGAAAGAGAAGUGAUGUUUACAAUUAAAAAGAGAAAGUUAGAAUAUCACGGACACAUAAUAAGAAACAGCACUAAAUACAGAUUACUGAAAAUAAUCCUUCAAGGCAAAGUAUUCGGAAAGCGAGGUACAGGGAGAAGAAGAAUAUCAUGGUUAAAGAACCUGAGGAAAUGUUUCUCGACAACGACAACUAAUCUAUUUAAAGCAUCAGUUAACAAAAUAAUUAUAGCCAGAAUGAUCGCCAGUAUUCGAAACGAAUAGGCACCAAAAGAAGAAGAAAGUACAGGGCAAAAGAUCAAUAGCAAGGCGCCAGAAAUCGUGGCUGAAAGACCUGAGGAGAUGGUUUGAUCGCUAAUCUAUAGAAAUAUUUCGUUUAGCAGUUACCAAAGCUACAAUUGCCAUUUGGAUCGCCAACCUUCGAAAGAAGACGGCGCAGUAAGAAGAAGAUAAUAACCAUGGCCUUUUAAAAAACAUCUUCAUAGGACUGCAUUCUAUGAGACUCCCUUCGGUCUGUAUAAUCAUGAAUAUAUCUAAGAUUUAAACCGUGUAUUCUUCGAUUGUCUUAAUCAUAGGGAUCAGACUCGAAACUUAUAUUUUAGGGGAGUGCAAUUAGAACGAAAACAUGCAUUGUUUCGAAAAAAUUCAAACAAGCCUAUAUUUUUUUAAAACUUUUUUUGUUAGUUUAUAUACAUGUUAAAGUAAAAAGUUCUACUCGCAGAUUUUGCCGCUAAUUGUUUAUUAAUUGUUUAAAUAAUAAUUGUUUUGUGCAAAUAAUUUUAAAAAUAUCUUUAAAUUCAUCAUUUUACUUUGAUCAAUAUUUUGUUUUUGAUUAUGCUGAAUUCGAAUAUGGCAUUUCAAUUUGAAAAUUCUUAUACAGAAGCUCUUAUACAGUGUGUCUGCACAGCUAGGAACCAUAUGGAAAACAUUUUUAUUUUCAAUUUUACGAAAAAAUUAUUCUUAAUAAAAUGCUCUGGAUAGUAAAAAAUCUAAAACUCAACCAUCAGAUAUCAAAUUUUAUCAAUUUUAUACGAGUUAUGUCAAAAAUAUGAAUUUCGUUAAAGAGUAAAGUACCUUUAUAUUCCAGAAUAUCAAAAAAUGCUAUAAUGAAAAGUUGUUUGAAAUUAGAAACAGUCUAAAUAUACAAUUACAUUAUUCUAAUCGAAAAAAUUUUUUCAAUUUUUUCUCAAAUUACGGAUACUCGUCAUUAUUUUAUUACAAUUAUGAUAACUAUUUUAUUAUCACUUUUACGAAAAAAAGUUAUUCUUUAUAAAAUGCUCUCCCUGGUCUAAAAUCUAAGAUACAACCAUCAGAUAUCAUUUUUUUUUUUAAUUUUAUACGAGGUAUGUAAAAAAUAUGAAUUUUUCUUAAGAGUUAAGUUCCUUUAUUAUUCACAAUAUUUUAAUUAGAAGGAUGUAAUUGAACACUAAAACAAAUUUUUCAAUUCCAAACAACUUUUCUUAAUAACAAUUUUCGAUAUUGUGAAAUGUAAAGGUACUUUACUCUUGAGUAAAAUCCAUAUUUUUUGACAUACCUCGUAUAACAUUAAUUAAAUUUGAUAUUUGAUGAUUGCAUCUUAGAUUAUAUACGAUGCAGAGUAUUUUAUAAAGAAUAAUUUUUUUUCGUAAAACUGAUAAUAAAAAAGUUAUCAAUAGGUUCCAAGUUACGCAGACAUACUGUAUAAGAGCUAAAAAAAAUUUUUUGCUGAACAUUUAUUAUUGUUGAAGCUUAUUAUUAAUUGUAUUUUAGGUAAGUUUUACAGAAAAAAGUUUUGAUCACUUUGUAUAAACAUUUUUUUAGCUGGUAAUUUUCGGUUUUUGUAUUACAUUUUUGUUAACUUUCUUAAUUUUCUUAAAAAGAAAUAGUUUAUUUCAUUUCUAAAAGUAAAAUAAUUUAGUGCAUUUUAAAGAUUACAUCCUAAGCUUUAAAAAAGCACUUAUAAAAUUGUAAUAAAUCUGGCCAAACUUGAGUAAUACAUACCGUCUUAAAGUGGAGGUAAUUCUAUAAAACUACGAAGAUUUCAAAAAUUACAUUUUUUGAGACGUCAUAUCAUUUGAAUUAAAUUUUUAAGAUUUUUUUUGAAUGAAACAUCAUUUAGUACGAUGCUUGAGAGGUAAGUUGUGCAAAAUUGAGAGAUUUUUAAGAAAAAUUGUAUUAGUUACACAUUUUUAAAUCAUUUUUAAACAAAAUUCGUGUAAGGCUCAUUUUCCGCCCACACCGUGCUUAUGCCCAUACAUUUUAUUUCUUUCUAUUAUAACCAUAAUAUAGCUUAAUUAUUCUUCUUUCAUGUUCAAUUUGUAAAAUUUCAUUUGAUCCAUUAGUUAAAGAAUUACAUUAAAAUAACUCAAUCGUGCACUUCGCCGUACGUUAGUUUACAGUGCGCCAAUGUUUGUGAGAAGGGUGACUUUAGCGUUAUAAAUAUAAAAUUAUAGGAGAUACAGAUUUAAUUUUAGAAAAUUCUUUUUCUAGUUUCUUAGGUUUUUUUGUAACGUUUUUUGAAUUUUUCAAUGGUCAAGUCAGUUUUUUUCUAAAAUUUAUAUUUUUGGAAUUAUUUAAAAAAAACAUCUAAUUUCGUAGUUCAUUUGUUUAAUAAAAAAUGAAGCACCCACUUCUCGAGUAGAACUUUUUGAUAUGUUGUUUAUUAAACAUUUCUUAAUGAAAUUACAAAAAGUUCUAUCUUGUUUGAUUUUUUCCGAAGUGAAAAUCUAUAUGCACUCCCCUAUUUAGGUUUAUUUGAUCCCAACAUUAGCCUACCACUUAAUAUCAGCAAUCUUAAGACAAAUCUAUAUAUAUCUUAAUUAAGUUUAUAAACAUUUAAACAUCUUUAUAACAAAAUUCUGUGGCAAAAAUAUGCUUUGUCUAAUGCCAUAUCUCUCCACACACACAAAUACAUCACAAAAAUAUUUUAAAAAUAAACAAGCAACAAGUUAAGGGUCCAGAACUGUGUGACUAGUAGCGGGGCGGUUACUGUAUACCCAAACUGUUUUAGUUUAGUAUACACUUCUUUUUUUGUUCAAUGAAGGAAAUUUGCAAUACCAAGUUUACUUGAGCUAUUAAUAAUGUGUAAUAAUAAUAGGAAUUUUUGUGUUAUACAGUCGGAAAAAUGAAAGAAUAGGGCUUUUCAUUCACAGUCAUUUGUUUCGAGCUUCUGUCAUGUGUCACAUAAUAUUAAUAUAUCUACGUCGUACGUUAUUGGUAUAUAACAAUGAUACAAACCAAAGACAUAUGGCGUAGAUAUAUUAAUAUUAUGUGACACAUGACAGAAGCUCGAAACAAAUGACAAUCGAUGAAAAGCCCUAUACCCAUGAACGAUCACAUCAAUCACAUCAAUCACUUAUUUUGCAUUUGCUGUCUUUUUCUAUAAGUAACAAACGUUUGUUAUAGAAAAAGACAGCAAAUACAAAAUAAGUGAUUGAUGUGAUUGUUCAUGGGUAUUCUUUUAUUUUUCCGACUGUAUGUUUCCAACAAUGAAUCUGUCGAAAUAUUCACAAGUUCAGUGAGAGGAGUCGUAAAAAACUUAACAGCUAAACAACUGUCAAAAAUCAAAAAUUAGACACUGUUGUAACCUCUGGAAAUAGCGCAUAAAAGAUUAAUAAUUUGUCCAUUCAAUAAUUUUUUUUCUCCAAGUAAUUUGUUUUAUUUCUUCGGAUAAAAGGAAUUCCACCAGAAUUUUUUCUAUGACAAAAAUGCGUCAUUAUCUUAUGAUCUGUUUAAGUUAAUGUUUACAAUUAAUUAAUGCCACUAUUGGAUUCUGCAAAUAAAUAAUUAAUAUAUUUGUUAUAUUCGCUUUAUUGUAUUGUUUUAAAUUAAGUCAGGAGAAAGGGCUGUGAUACAGUACAAGGAUUGCAAAUAAAUGUUUUUGAUAUA
Molecule: messenger RNA, 8330 nt
Organism: Diabrotica virgifera virgifera (western corn rootworm)
Lineage: Eukaryota; Metazoa; Arthropoda; Insecta; Coleoptera; Chrysomelidae
Product: 1-acylglycerol-3-phosphate O-acyltransferase ABHD5
Exons: 7
Coding region: 364-1536 (390 amino acids)
Cellular component (GO): lipid droplet
Source: RefSeq, a predicted model, not a curated record